This is a messenger RNA of Pyricularia oryzae 70-15, 339 nucleotides long. RefSeq lists its product as uncharacterized. The record is from RefSeq and is a predicted model, not a curated record. Bases 1 to 339 code for a protein of 112 amino acids. The transcript has 4 exons. NCBI's taxonomy places the organism in Eukaryota, Fungi, Ascomycota, Sordariomycetes, Magnaporthales, Pyriculariaceae.
AUGGGUGCCAAUUCCAAGGCAGCUAGCAGCCGAGUUUCCGGAAACAUCUGGCAUCAUCGACUUUGGGAGUCAAUGCAGAGCGGUGAGCGCUAUAUAUUUGUCAUGAUAUCGGGGCUGGCUGACAUGGGAGCUGAAGCUCUGGGGAGGGACACCAAAGGAUGUGCUUUUGUCGGCGACGCUUUGCGCGCUGUUACCGUGUUUGCACGGUUCAAAAAGUUGAAGCUUCAACAAACAUGGAAUAAUAUUCACCUAGCUAAGGACCCUACCAGGCCAUCUAGCUCCAAAUAUGACAGUGGUGGGGGUGAGAUGAUCGAGGCUCUAUUUCUUUUGAAAAACUAA